GGAAGGGGCUCGGGGAGGCGCUGAGGAACCGCCCGCUCCGGCCCCCAGCGCCCCGGGCGGCCCGCAGGGCGGCACAGGAGCCCCGGCAGCCCGGUACCUGCUGCAGGAAAGGACAGGACAAGACAGCACCAUGUCUGCAGUCUCAGCUUAUUACAAUGGGAAGACCGUUCUUAUCACGGGAGCGACGGGUUUCGUGGGCAAAGUGCUGGUGGAAAAACUCCUGCGCUCCAGCCCGGAGGUGAAGGCAGUUUAUAUUCUUGUCAGGCCAAAGGCAGGACAAUCAAUGCAAGAGAGGGUGGCCAACAUGUUGAAAUGCAAGGUCUUUGACAGGGUCCGAGAAGAUUGCCCUAAUUUCCACGAGAAGAUUAAGCCCAUUAAUGCUGAACUCACUCAGCCCAAGCUGGCCAUCAGUGCUGAAGACGAGGAGGAGCUCCUGACCCGGGUCAAUAUUGUCUUCCACUGUGCGGCGACUGUUCGCUUUGAUGAGCCCCUGAAGCACGCCCUGCAGCUGAACGUCAUGGGCACGCAGCGGCUCCUGGAGCUGGCCCGGCAGAUGCAGAACCUCGAGGCCUUCAUCCACAUCUCCACUGCCUAUGCAAACUGCGUCCGGAAAUGCAUCGAGGAGAUCAUCUACCCGCCCCCAGCCGAGCCCAAGAAGCUCUUCGACUUAGUAGAGUGGUUGGAUGAAUCCAUCAUUCAAGACAUCACACCCAAGUUGCUUGGGGAAUGGCCCAACACUUACACCUACACCAAAGCCUUGUCAGAGUACCUGAUUCAGCAGGAGAAAGGGAACCUGAACAUUGCCAUCAUCAGGCCGUCCAUCGUGGGAGCCAGCUGGCACGAGCCUUUCCCGGGUUGGAUUGACAACUUCAACGGGACGAGUGGAAUAUUUAUUGCGGCGGGCAAAGGGAUCCUGCGGACCGUCAUCGCCAACAACGAAGCCGUGGCCGACAUGAUCCCCGUGGACGUGGCCAUCAACCUCACCCUGGCAGCGGGGUGGUACACGGCUGUGCACAGACCAAAAAACUUGUUGGUGUACAACUGCACAACGGGUGGAAUCAACCCUUUCUUCUGGGGAGAAAUGGGUAAGUUCCAUCUCAAACUGAGAGCAUCAUGUUCCUCCCAGUGUCAGACAUCAACAGGA
Molecule: messenger RNA, 1144 nt
Organism: Empidonax traillii (willow flycatcher)
Lineage: Eukaryota; Metazoa; Chordata; Aves; Passeriformes; Tyrannidae
Product: fatty acyl-CoA reductase 1-like
Exons: 8
Biological process (GO): long-chain fatty-acyl-CoA metabolic process
Cellular component (GO): peroxisome
Molecular function (GO): alcohol-forming very long-chain fatty acyl-CoA reductase (NADP+) activity
Source: RefSeq, a predicted model, not a curated record